AUGAACGAGACAUUCGACCCGUGGGGGGAUCCCGCGACGCGUGAGCACGACAGCAUCCAGCUCAACCUGGCCGUCUGCGCCGUCCUGACCUGGCUGAUAUCCGCCGUCUUCGUCGGCCUGCGCGUCUACACCCGCCGCUUCCUCCUCAAGGUCUUCGGCUGGGAGGACACCUGCAUCAUCCUGUCGCUGAUCUUCGCCGGCGCCAUGACCGCGGGCGCCCUCGACCAGAUCGUCCACGGCUCCGGCAAGCACGCGUGGGACAUCCCGGCCGGCAACUACACGCCGCUCGCGCGCGCCAACUGGUACACGGUGCUCUUCUACUUCCUGUCGCUGGCCUUCUGCAAGCUCUCCAUCCUCUUCCUCUACCACGGCAUCUUCACCUACCAGAGCGUCCACAUCGCCGUCUACGUCGUCGCCGCCAUCGUCAUCGUCACCAACGUCUGGAACGUCAUCGCCACGCUGACGGCCUGCAUCCCGCUGCGGGCCUACUGGGACGUCCGGGCCAUGCCGGGGGCGCGCUGCUGGGAUGCGUCGGUCUGGUGGACCAACCUCUCGCUGCACAUGGGCACCGACUGGCUCAUCUUCCUGAUGCCGCUGCCCGUCAUAUGGCGGCUGACCGUGCCGAGGAGGCAAAAGUUUAUCCUGGUGGGCGUCUUUGCCCUCGGCUUCUUCGUCUGCUUCGUCUCCGUCUUCCGCCUCGUGAGCUUGAUCCAGGCUCAAAAGGAGAUGUCCCACGACUUCUCCUACCACAACGCCAACCUCGGCUACUGGACCUCGGUCGAGGUCUCCUUCGCCAUCGUCUGCGCCUGCCUCAUGACCCUCAAGCCCCUCGUCUCGCGCUUCUUCCCGUCCUUCUUCUCCCCGACGCCGGUGCACUCGGUGCACUCCCAGGGCGGCAGCACGACCGCCGGCGGCGGCGCCUCGUCGACCCGGCAGAUGCGCCUGCGCUCCAAGUUCAGCAGCCCGCUGGACAGCCCUCUCUAUGGCGGCCGGGGGGGUCUCCGUCGAGAGUUCGGCCGGCCGCAUCACUACAACGAGCAGAGUGCGCAGGAGAGGGGGCUGGAGAGCUGGUUCGACGAUGACGACGCUCGUCUGUCGCAGGAUGAUGGGAGGAGGGGAGCGCGGCACUCGAGACGGAUGAGCAUCGAGGAGAUACCCAUGGACAGCCGUGACACCGACCGGUCACGCGAGGAGGCCGCCGCAGCCCAGUUUCGGGACGGGGUAGACUCGCCUUCCGACACAAUACCGCGUGCUUCGCUGCGGCCUCCGCCUCCAGUCGUGCGGACGCAGAGCAGGGAUGGCCCCGGCGGCACGUUCCUCGCAUCGCUGAGCGACGCAGGCGGCCGCAGCCCGUCGGUGCUUCCGCCGCCAUCACCCGCUGGCUCGGUAGGCGGCUCGACGUUCGGCGGGAGCAAGGCCGAGUUCUACGACUCGUCCUCGGAGAAGACCUCGCAGGAGUUCGGCACCGUGACUAGUACUACGGCUACUACUACUACGACACCGGCGGAAACAUUUGGCAGGCGGAGGUAG
Molecule: messenger RNA, 1530 nt
Organism: Thyridium curvatum
Lineage: Eukaryota; Fungi; Ascomycota; Sordariomycetes; Thyridiales; Thyridiaceae
Exons: 2
Coding region: 1-1530 (509 amino acids)
Source: RefSeq, a predicted model, not a curated record